GCUCACCUCUGGGAGGACGCCCCGCGGGCCGGCUGUCUGGAGGCGCCUCCGCCAUGGACCUCGCGGGGCUGCUGAAGUCGCAGUUCCUGUGCCACCUCGUCUUCUGCUACGUGUUCAUCGCCUCGGGGCUCCUCGUCAACGCCCUGCAGCUCUGCACGCUCGUGCUCUGGCCCAUCGACAGGCAGCUCUUCCGCAGGCUCAACUGCCGGCUGUCCUACUGCGUCUCCAGCCAGCUGGUGAUGCUGCUGGAGUGGUGGUCGGGCACGGAGUGCGUCAUCUACACGGACCCCCGGGCCUACCCCACGUUCGGGAAGGAAAACGCCAUCGUGGUUCUGAACCACAAGUUUGAGAUCGACUUUCUCUGCGGCUGGAGCCUGGCCGAGCGCUUCGGGGUUCUGGGGGGCUCCAAGGUGCUGGCCAAGAAGGAGCUGGCCUACGUGCCCAUCAUCGGCUGGAUGUGGUACUUCACCGAGAUGGUCUUCUGCACGCGCAAGUGGGAGCAGGACCGCAAGACCGUCUCGCAGAGCCUGCUGCACCUCCGCGACUACCCCGAGAAGUACUUCUUCCUGAUCCACUGCGAGGGCACGCGCUUCACGGAGAAGAAGCACCGGGUCAGCAUGCAGGUGGCCCAGGCCAAGGGGCUGCCCAGCCUCAAGCACCACCUGCUGCCGCGCACCAAGGGCUUCGCCGUCACCGUGCGGAGCCUGAGAAAUGUAGUUUCAGCUGUAUAUGACUGUACACUCAAUUUCAGAAACAAUGAAAACCCCACCCUGCUGGGCGUCCUGAACGGCAAGAAAUACCACGCAGACAUGUAUGUCAGGCGGAUCCCCCUGGAGCAGGUCCCGGAGGACGAGGACCAGUGCUCGGCCUGGCUGCACAGGCUGUACCAGGAGAAGGACGCCUUCCAGGAGGAGUACUACCGGACGGGCACCUUCCCCGAGACGCCCAUGGUGCCCUCGAGGCGGCCCUGGACGCUGCUCAACUGGCUCUUCUGGGCCUCGCUGCUGCUCUACCCCUUCUUCCGCUUCCUCGUCAGCAUGGUCAGCAGCGGGUCCUCCCUGACGCUGGCCGGCUUUGUCCUCGUCUUCUUUGUGGCUUCCAUGGGGGUUCGAUGGAUGAUCGGUGUGACGGAGAUCGACAAAGGCUCCGCCUACGGCAACAUGGACAGCAAGCAGAAACAGAGGGACUGACUCAGGACACGCUCCGUCCAGAGCGGACCUUGGGAAGCGGGUGGGCGCUGUCCCUCCCGGUGCGACCCAGCGAGGGUGCUGGGGGAGUCCCUGCUGGGAGGCAGGGCCUGUUCUCACGCCGCUGGAUGGGGCAGAAGACGUGCUUUGACCCGUCCUUCCCCGUGUGCAGUAGUGGGUUCCGGUUCUCUUUCCCUGUGAGUGCGUGCGUGCGUGCGUGCGUGCGUGCCGAAGAACACGAGGUGAGGGUGCGAGGCUGCCUGCCAGCCCUGUCCUGUGAUCGUGCCGCGGUGUCUGGUGCAGGGGGAGGGCAGGGAGGGGAGUCCCUUUCAUCCUUUGGUGCUGUUUUCUGUAGCCGAUUGCCAGGUAGAGCCAAGGCGCUGUAGGGAAGAUGAUUAAAUUAUGCCUCCAAAAAAAGCAUUCAAGUGUUUGGCUCCUCUGUGGUGCGUACACAGACCCCUCCAUCCUUCCACGCGGUCAGGCAGACACCGUGUCUAACCAUUUCUCAGCUCAGGUCAGCCCUGAGGACACCCAGUGAGGCAGAGACCAGCACACAGUGUGACUGCGAUGGGAGAGCAAUGCAGCUUGGGGGCAGGGUUUCAGGCACUUCCUCUAGUGACUUCAUUCAAAACACCAGCCACCUGAGACGGGCAAGCGUCCGCCUGGGAGCACAGAGCUGCACACCUGUGGGCUAGCCCAGUGGUCGGCAAACUACGGCUCGCGAGCCACAUGCGGCUCUUUGGCCCCUUGAGUGUGGCCACAAAGUUUCUAUCGCA
Myotis daubentonii (Daubenton's bat) is the source of this 1963-nucleotide messenger RNA. It is a transcript of the gene AGPAT4, whose product is annotated as 1-acylglycerol-3-phosphate O-acyltransferase 4. The record is from RefSeq and is a predicted model, not a curated record. Gene Ontology annotation, cellular component: endomembrane system; mitochondrial outer membrane. Gene Ontology annotation, molecular function: 1-acylglycerol-3-phosphate O-acyltransferase activity. NCBI's taxonomy places the organism in Eukaryota, Metazoa, Chordata, Mammalia, Chiroptera, Vespertilionidae.